GGAGGCGCUCGCUGCAGCCGCCCCGCGGCCCCGCUGCGCACACCGCCGCCCACCCACGGCCGCCGCGCGCCCCGCCCGCUCCCAUUCUCGCUUAUCAUGACUGCCUGCGAAGCUCUUGCGGAGGAGCUGCGGUGGCGCAGGCGGGAGCGGCGGGGGGAGUGCUGAAAGACAGUGGCCGAACGACCGGGAGUGGACGUCGCGUCCGGACCAGCCCACAGCUCCAGGAUUCCCUGAGCUCUGAGGGGAAGUAUUGAUGGAGACAUCCAUGUAGAGCUGUGUGGUCCAAAAUCUUUCUCUCUGCAUAGUGUCUGUCUGUGGGUCUCUAUUUCUUCCCAUCAACUACAGGAGGAAGCCUCUCUGUUGAUUGGCAUCUCCUUCUUAAGUCUGCUAUCACAGUGUAAGCCUCGAGGUCCCAAUGGGGGACUCAGGAUCAAGACGAUGUACCCUGGUCUCCCGAUUGCCAAUAUUCAGGAAAAGUAUUAGCAGAAGGCAUGACUCUCUCCCUUCUUCACCCUCUUCUGGUAACACAGCUGGUGUUCACAGCUCCUCGCCUUCCAGCACCAACUCCAGCUCAGGGAGCGUGGGGAAACGCAGGAGCAUCUUCCGGGCUCCAUCCAUCAGCUUCCACCACAAGAAGGGGAGUGAACCUAAGCCAGAACCCACCGACCAGAACCUUAGUAUUUCCAAUGGUGCUCAACCCAGUCACAGCAAUAUGCAGAAACUUAGUUUGGAGGAGCAAGUCAAAACCAGGGGAAGACAUUCUGUGGGUUUUAGUAGUUCACGAAGUAAGAAGAUAACAAGAUCUUUGACGGAAGAUUUUGAAAGAGAAAAGGAACCUUCAACUAAUAAGAAUGUCUUUAUAAAUUGUCUAAGUUCUGGGAGAAGUGAAGGGGAUGAUUCUGGAUUCACAGAAGAACAAACUCGCCGUUCUCUUAGGCAGUCAACAAAGAAGCUACUCCCCAAAUCCUUUUCAUCCCACUCUAAAUUUUCUAAGUCGGUUCCACAGAGUCAAUCCAGGCCAUUGGUACAGCAGCCUGAGUUUUCUCUGGCGAUCGCACAGUACCAGGAGCGGGAACUGGAAGUAGGGAGACCUUCCCCGUCUUGCUCUGUGGAUGUAACAGAGCACGCAGGAAGUUCCUUACAGUCACCUCUACUUUCCACUGAUCUGACCACAGCUCAGACCCCUUCAGAAUUCUUGGCCUUGACUGAAGACUCUUUGUCUGAGGCAGAUGCCUUUCCAAAAAGUGGAAGUAUGGCAUCGCACUGCGACAACUUUGGUCACAAUGAUGCUACCUCUCAGCCCACCCCCAGUCUCACCACUAUCACAAAGACCACGAUGGAGUUUGUGGGGACUGUGCCCUGUAUGAAGAUGUCUCCUGGGAGAUACAGGCUAGAUGGCCGCUGUGGCUCUGAAUUGCGUUCUUUACCAGAGACCUCUGUAACUAACCAGAGGGAAGUGUUGCCGCAAAGCGCUGGAUCCCCUCUUAGGAAUGUGAGCGACACAGAGACUCACCUACCACAUGGUCAUCAAAGAGAAGAGAAACCCACUGAACCAAUGCUCAGGACCAGCUCGCCCAGGACACUGGGCUCUUAUGACCCACACAAGGCACUGGCCGAACGCAUUAAAGGAGUUCACCCCGUUUCAGAUUCAAGGGUAAUCCCUUCCUCUGGGGAUCAUCAUGUUUUUAACAAAACGUCUUAUGGAUAUGAAGCAAGUGCUGCUAAAGUUCUUGCCAGCAGCCUCAGUCCAUAUCAUGAAGGAAGAUAUAUAGAGCGGCGGCUGCGGUCCUCAUCUGAAGGAACGGCAGAAAGUGGCAGAACGGUCUCAAAGCCGAAGGAUGGGCACACUGAAGCCAGCAGCUUAAGAAAGCACAGAGCUGGGUCCUCGUCCUCCAAAAUGAACAGUCUGGAUGUUCUAAAUCAUUUGGGAUCCUGUGAACUGGACGAAGAUGAUCUGAUGCUUGAUUUAGAAUUUUUAGAGGAACAGAAUCUUCAACCCCCAGUUUGCCGGGAAGAUUCCUGCCACUCUGUAAUGUCAUGUGCAGCUGUUCUUCUUAGCCCAGUGGACCAAACAAGAGAAAUGAAGACGCUAGAAGAACCAAAAUGUCCUGAGCCUUCCAAACAGAGCCUUUCCCUGAAAAUAACAAAAGACGUUGAUCAAGAAGCCCGAUGUUCCCAUGUCAGCCGAAUGUCGACCAGUCCCUCUGCAGAUUGUCCCCUGCUCGGUGUGGAGGAAAACGGAGGAGUAGAUUCCCUGCCAUUCAGACUGAUGCUGCAGGAGUGCACAGCAGUGAAGACCUUGCUACUGAAGAUGAAGAGAGUGCUUCAAGAGAGUGAUGUGAGCCCUUCCAGCAGUACUACAUCACUUCCCAUCAGCCCUCUCACGGAAGAUCCACUGCCUUUCAAGGAUAUAAUGAAAGACGAAUGUUCAAUGCUGAAGCUGCAACUGAAAGACAGGGAUGAGCUAAUUUCUCAACUUCAAGCAGAGCUGGAAAAAGUGAAACAUUUACAGAAGGCUUUUGCUUCACGAGUAGAUAAAUCCACGCAGACUGAACUUCUAGGCUGUGAUGGUUUAAGCUUGAAACGACUGGAGGCAUUACAAGGCGGGAGAGAGUCUACAUACCGGAAUCGAACCAUGAGCCAAAGUCUCAGCACAAGGGACAGAAAAGCAAUACAUACUCCCACCGAGGACCGUUUUAGAUACUCCACAGCUGACCAGACUACAAGUCCCUACAAGAACAUCUGCCAACUCCCUGGUCUAUGUCUAAGCAAUUUCUUGAAGGAAAAGGAACUCGGAGGUGUUAUGAAACAGUCAAGGGGUUCUUACGAAGCCAUCACCUCAGAAGUGCCCCAGAACUCGAGGACCACUGUGGGACCAAGUUUACUGAAGCCAGCAAUGAAGACAGAAGGGCUCUCCAUGUUCUCAGAGAAACCAAAGGACCCCGGAGCUCUGUCCCGACAACACUCAACCUUCACAGGCAGGUUUGGACAGCCACCCAGAGGACCUAUCUCCUUACACACAUACAGCAGAAAGAAUGUUUUUCUCCAUCACAAUUUACAUACUGCAGAGUUGCAGACUCUGGGCCAGCAGGAUGGGUAGUUAGACUUAUGAACAAUAGAGAUGGCUACUGUUCCAUGUGCCAUGCAAGAGUGGUCAUGUUCAUUUUGCUAGUUUUAUUUUUAGCUGUAAGCAAGGUCUGAUGGGCUUUUUUACUUUAUUUCUAAGGAUGAGGAUUUGAGUAUAUUGACUGACUAGUUUGAAUUGUGCAGAAGUCUUUGCUCUCUAUGGAAAUAUACAUGCAUAAUGAGUGGAAUUAUCUUGCUGACUUAUGUAGUCUAUAAGUUAUUUAUAUUUUUCCUGUAUCACUUGCUAUUAUGCAUUGAGAUUUCAGAAGGUAAUGUCAGAUAGCUCUCUGUUUAUGGUGUUACUAUAAAGUAGGUUAGAGGAAUGAGUAUAGGAAGGAACUGUACAGUUUUAGAUUAAAUAGUUACUGGAAAGAGCAGAAUAGACUUUCAAGCUUAUACUAGAAGGCGUGUUUGUUAGUGGAAUGAAGCUUGUGUGCAUGUAACGUGAGAUGCCUUCGUCUCUCUAUUACAUACAUUCAAGCUUUUGGAGCUAUUGGGAGGGAAGGACCAUUUUUGUUUAUAAAAUAAUUAGUUAGAUUAAUUAACAAAGGAUAGAGAAACACAGCUCUACUCUUUACAAGAUUUUGUUUGUUUAAAAAAAAAAUUUCUAGGAAUAUAAAAAGGAUCAGAGAAUGAAGCGACAGAAUCAACUGAACUUUGCCAAAUGGCACACUUAGUGGGUAUUGUCAUGGAUAAAUGAGAACAUUUUUUCUUUAAAUAUCAAAGAUUUAGUAUUCUAAAAAUUAUAUAUUCUUUUACUUCACUUUCUUUGUAUUCUUAAAAUAUUUAUUUAUUUUUAUAUACAUCUAGGUUUACUUUAUAAUCAUUAACUGAUGAUGUUUUAAUUAAGAAACAGAAAGACCAGUUUUUGUUUGUUUUGUGUUAUUGUUUGGGAUUUUUUUGUAAUCUAAAUAUAAAAUUCUGGUUAUGCACUCUACUAGAUGUGCAACCUAAAGUAAAAUGUGUGAACGUUGGCAAUUGGAUCUGCAGAAUCAGUCUCUAACCAAAACACUUCAGUCUCCUUUGGUGGCAAGCAGUAGUCUUUGACAUGCAAGGCUUGAUAUUUUGUAUACUUAAGUGCAUAGGAGAUAGAUCAAAAGAGCUAACUAGGAACAUCGUGCUAAUUUAGUAAUAGAAGAGUAACAAAUAGCAGUUGCCUUAGAGAAAGAUCAGGGUUAAUAAUUAUUCACAUUCAGGAUUGUGGGUGUAUUGCAACUAUCAAAACCCUGCACGCAUUCUCUAGCAGACAAACUCCAUCAGCAUGCGGCAAUGAGAUGAAGACAGGGAAAAUGACGCUGCAGCCGUUAGCAUGCCAUCUGACUGAGCUGCUAAAAUUAGAGCCACACCUAAUAUGCAUUGCCUAAUAUUUAAAAAAGUAUUUGAACUCUGUUAUUUGGCAGAGCACCUGAGAUGCCCAUCCCAGCUUUAACUACUGCAGUUAAGACUAUACCGUUCUGCUUUUAUUUUCCUGAUAAAGAUGUACACCACUCAAGCUUUCUUUGGUGUUUGUUUCGUGUGUGUUUAUAAUUCUGUUAAACUGACACUGGAGCUAGCUCCCUAACACUUCCAGGAUCUACUAGAAAUCACAAAAGUCAUGUGGAUAUGCAUUGUGAGCUGGACAAUAUUUGUGAAAUGAUAAGAAAAAAUGAUUAGUUUUAGAAUUCAACUUGAUUUGUAGUGAAAAUUGGCUUCUAUUCUUAGAAUAUUUUAAAACUGUAAAUACCCAAGCAUGAAAACAAAACAAGUUUGGAUUUUUUUCCCUCCAGGAUGUAGAAGAAUAUACAAGGAAACAAGUACUGUUUUUUAAGUUGUAUUUUGAAGUUUAUAGUUAUGUUUUCUUGGAAGAUAGCUUUUGAAUUAUCCUUUGUAAGAAAUAAUCUAUUUAAAAAAUCCUGUCAUUUAAUAGACAUUUUAAUAGAUGUUUUAAACACUAGUAUUUUCUUGACAAACCUUUUUUAAACGGAAACAUUCAAAAGGAAACCCUGGACUAACCUGUUCAAUUUUGAAAGGAAGGGUAUUUUUGGAAUGAUCACCUUGAGACUGUUUUGUAUCAGUAUUUUCAUCACGGUUCUGGUUUCAUUUGUAAUACCCAGUGUGACUCAGGCCUGGAGAAGGUGUAAGCCGACUAUGUUAAUGCAGGUCAGUAACAAAGGCCUGGGGUUCUUUUGAAAGUUCCUCUGUGUGGCUACCCUAAGCCCUAACAACCUUGUGUGGGCAUUCUUUCAGUGGAUCGAUUUCUUUGUACAAAAAUCUCUAGUUUUCUAAGACUGUUCCACAUAUCAAAUGGUUUUAUACAUUUCUCCAAGGCGAUACAUAUCCAAAGACAUGAAGCCAGGGAAAAAGUGCUUGUUUUUCUGAUGAAGCAAUGGUCUCCUCCUUUUUCUUCUUUGCAUGUACUUGUGUAGUUAAGCUUAAAAAGACAUGUAACACUUCUGCUGCAGCUCUUCUCAACACGGGGUGUGGAAGAGUCAUUCCUUGAAGGAGAACUGUGUCUACCUGAAAUAAAUGAUUCCCCCUUUUAUAAUCACUGGGAUACGAAGCUUUCUUUCUAUAAAGUCUGUGAUUGCUUUUCUACGUUUUUUAUAUGCUAAGACUUACCACAGCACCAUUCAUCAAUUCGCGGAUAAUCUUUGCCUCGCUGGAGCACCCUCAUCCUUGUCUAAAUUGUGCAAAGAGGCAGUGGGUCCCACAGUAAAACAAUCAACAGACUUUUAGCAAUGUGGCUGGGGUAAGGACAUUUUGUUAGUUAUUGACUUACUUAUGUACAAAAAAAAAAUAAGAUAAUAGUUAAUAUGAAACAAUAUCAGGAAAUGGCAUGCACAAAGUCACUUAAUGUAAUAUGUUUACAGAGGUUGUCAUGAAUAAUCUGGGUAUCUCUCCUUGGUAUUUAUGCUUAUAUAUUCUGAGAUUUACCCUCAGGCACUUGUCACUACUCUCAAGGAAAAUUUCACAUUUUGUGUUUUCUUUUUUUAUAUUUUCAAUAGAUAAACUAUUACAUACUCCUUACUUCCAAAAGACUCAACACACUUUCCCCCACAAUAACACAUUUAAAGAUGAUAUUCCAAAAAUAAUUGGUCAUUUUCCACGGACUCUCCUAGUAAUUUAGCAGAUAAAACAACAAGGACAAUUUAUUAACUCAUGAGUCUUAUUUUCUACUUUAUUCAUUGUUAUAGUAUCAAUUUCCUUAUCAAUAUAGUUAUCAACAGAAAUACCUGCUUAGGAGUACCAAAUAGCCUACAUUGACUCUAGAGUUUUGUUUAAUAAUUAAUGGUUUCUAGUGCCAUCUUUAUCUACGCACAUUUGGUACCUCUAAGCAAAAAAUUUAAUUUACAUUUGUAUUAUAUUACCUAAUAUAUCUUUAUACAUUUCUCAUAAAUCUUUAGUACGGUUGACCCUUUAGUUUUUCUCAUUUCCUUGCCACUCAUGUACACUUAAAUUUUUCGAUGCCCAGACACAUUACUUUCUUGGUUAAAAAUACUAUUAUCAGCACAUUUUUGUAGUAGAAACAUAUAAUUUCUUCAAUGUUCUCUCUUUCUCUCUCAAUACAAACACAGACUUAACAAACUCUCACACACAAAAACAGACACAGAUUAAAUUUAGACUAUUCUUCAAUGGUUAUAAAAUACUUCAAGACAUAUUGCAUGACUUAUAUUCAAACAGGAAAAUUGAAAGUAACCUCAGAUUGUUCUGCUAGAAUACAUUAACAUCCAACAAGUAAAAUCAUUCAAGUUUCUAUAUGAUCUUAAAAUUUCAAAAUAAGUGGUGUUUUCCUGCUCUGUUCUUUUAGACAAUGAGAUUUCAAAAAUCUGAAAUGAAGCAAUCAGGUGUACUUCAUAAUUACCUGUAAUGACUAGACAUUUGUCAGUCUAUUUGCUCAGACACAGAAAGUAUCCUUUUGACUGUGAGCACCAAGCACUAUAAAGAAUAGGAUCAUUCAUUUUCUCUUUUGUUAUAAAUUUAUACUAUGUGUUCUGAUCAUGCUUUUUACUCCUCUAGUCUCUACCCAUGUUCCAUUCACUCAAUUUUAUGAAUUCUUUCUCUCUCUACUUAGAAAACAAACAGGCAAAAGAAACAAAAGACUACUACCAGCAACAAAAUUAAAGAUAAUUAUGAAAAAGCACAACCCACACAAACACAAGUGCACACAAACAAAAACCAUGAAAACACAAAUUCAGAAACAAUAAUAUAAAAGCAAA
Molecule: messenger RNA, 7322 nt
Organism: Chionomys nivalis (European snow vole)
Lineage: Eukaryota; Metazoa; Chordata; Mammalia; Rodentia; Cricetidae
Gene: Ccser1
Product: coiled-coil serine rich protein 1
Exons: 12
Coding region: 416-3100 (894 amino acids)
Source: RefSeq, a predicted model, not a curated record